Messenger RNA from Caenorhabditis sp. 36 PRJEB53466, 4791 nucleotides. NCBI's taxonomy places the organism in Eukaryota, Metazoa, Nematoda, Chromadorea, Rhabditida, Rhabditidae. The record is from the annotation of a GenBank genome assembly.
AUGUGGCGUCGAUUCAUGCCAAUCGCCAUUGCCAUCGUCCUCCUCACGCCGUUCCUCGUCAUUUGGAACGUGAUAAUCUCCGAUGCGUUUCCGGCGCCCAUAUUCGGCGGCUUCACGCUGACCUACUCGAAACGGGUGCGAUGGGCGAGUCUGUCGCUGUUCCAGAUGAGCCUCAUGCUGCUCGCCGUCUCGAUAACCGUCGCGAGCACUUUGGUCACUCUGCUCAAGAUGAGACGGCUCGAAAAUCGGCUGAAAAGCUCCGAACGGACACUUUGUCUCGCCUCCUUCUACAUUUCCGCCGGUUUCCUCGCCGCCGCCCUUUUUCAGGCAAGUUUGCACGCAUUUGUACAAAGAUUCAUGAACUUUGCAUGUCCAUUUGAUUCUCUAGCUAUUGUAGGCUCACAAAAAGACGUACAAGUACCCGUAAGACCCCAAAAGUGUGACAAUAUGGGUAUCGAAACUAUCCAAAUCGGUAUUUCUCAUUCCAGAGCUACUUUGCGUUCGUCGGAAUCACCGCCGCCUCCACUGAUCUCUUCUAUUUCCUUCAAGGAUUCUCGUUCGACGUGCUCAACGUCGGCUCCCCAAUUGUGAUGCUGUUUCUGAGCGCUCAACUGAGAUAUCAUGUGAUUCCUGUGAAAAUGAUGGUCUCACGCAAGGCCACAGUAGUCUCAGUGACCUCUGUGAGCAGAAUUUAGUGAAUUUGUGAUAUUGUCAGUUGCGUUUUUGGCAAGAAAAAGUCAAACUUUGACCUACCGUAACUUGGUCCAUUUUUACGAUUUUUUGACAGUUAAAAAACGAAUCGAUAGAAAAUUUCAAGCUCUUUAACUUUGUAAUUGAUCAUUUUUUACGAUUAUCUAUAAGCAGUGAGAUAUAAGUGUUUUACUGUAGCCCUAUGAUUUUAGAUCAUCUCAAAAACGGUACUCUAUAAUAAAACGUCUAUAUCUCAACGCUCACGAACUUUUGCGAAAAUUUGUCAACAACAAAGUGAUAGAGCAUAAAAAUAUCUAUCAAACCAUUUUUUAACUGUUAAAAAAUCUUUAAAACUGGCCAAGAUACUGUAGUUCAAAGUCGGACCUCGAACUAAUAUUGUACUUUUCUCAAUUUGAUGACGGAUUUGUUAAUAAACGCUUAUGAUUCAUUUAUUUUUUCGCAUUUUCACAUGCUCACAACUAUUGUUCACCUGUAGAGUUGUGCCAAUUCUCAGGCGUUCCCGAAAAAGAGACGCAAAACUAUUAUCCUCUUUUCUGUUCGUUUCUCAACUUUGUAGCCUGAUCAAUUGAGAUACCAUGUGGUCCCCGUGAGACGGACGGUCCCACACAAGACCACAGUGGUCUCAGUGACGUCGAGCGAGCAUAGUUGCACAAUUUCAGAGCAUUUCUUGCAGAAACCGUUUGAUCGUUGAACCCCCGCAUUCAACUGGAAACAUCAAAAGAGCAUUCACAUCGGGUCACGCUUCUUUUUCUUCUGCUCUUUGCUCACGUCAAAAUGAGCUGUUCGGACGUGCUCCAGGAGGGCUGCAACCCAGACUUUCCCGUGUUUUGGGAGAAUCUGAAAUACUUGGGCCAAGUGUGCUAUUUCCUGCCCGCCGCUAUUGUCCAUCUCCGAAUUCUCGCGAUUCUCCUUCAUUUUCAUCGAGCAAUCUACAUGGUCCAAUCGUUUUUCGUCCUUUUUUCCGUGGAUUCCAUUGCGGUACUCGCGUCUGGUCUGUCCGCGCUUCCCCUUUUCAAACUUUUCAAAUUUCAGAGUCUAACCCAAAUAGUUAUCGAUGUUGGCAUUCAACGAAUCGCCCUGUACAUUCCGCAAGUCUGUCCGAUAUUGUAUGACCACUUUUUGGCGCACCGCACUUUUCCGCACUCCUAUUUUGUGAUUUACAAUUAUAUGCGAGCCGCCAAGUCGGUCAUUCAAGUGUUCAUGACGUUGAAUCGAAUGACAUGUGUUUUGAUGCCUUUGGAAUACGGACAGGUGAGCUCGUUGCAACCGUUGGUGGCCUAGCUUUUGCAAUUGGUGGCCUAGAAAACCAAACUCGCCAAAAUCAGGCUCAACCUCUCGUUUUCAGUUCAAAUUCGGAAUAAGCUUGUUAGAAGGAGUGGAUUUGGUAUACCACUUGCCCUAGAAGCCUUGCUUUUCCACUGAUGGCCUAGCUUUUGCAAUUGGUGGCCUAGAAAACCAAACUCGCCGAAAACAGGCUCAACCUCUCGUUUUCAGUUCAAAUUCGUAAUAAGCUCGUUAGAAGGAGUGGAUUUAGUAUACCACUUGCCCUAGAAGCCUUGCUUUUGCACUGAUGGCCUAGCUUUCGCAUUGGUGGCCUAGGAAACCAAACUCGCCGAAAACAGGCUCAACCUCUCGUUUUCAGUUCAAAUUCGGAAUAAGCUCGUUAGAAGGAGUGGAUUUGGUAUACCACUUGCCCUAGAAGCCUUGCUUUUGCACUGAUGGCCUAGCUUUUGCAAUUGGUGGCCUAGAAAACCAAACUCGCCGAAAACAGGCUCAACCUCUUGUUUUCAGUUCAAAUUCGGAAUAAGCUCGUUAGAAGGAGUGGAUUUGGUAUACCACUUGCCCUAGAAGCCUUGCUUUUGCACUGAUGGCCUAGCUUUCGCAUUGGUGGCCUAGAAAACCAAAUUUCCGAUAAAAUGGGCGACGCUUUCCUUCAGAUCUGGCGCCGAAUGAUGCCGUUCACCGCUGCAAUCAUCGCCCUCUCCCCGCUGCUCGUCAUCUGGAACAUCAUCAUCUCCGACGUCUUUCCGGCCUCCUCAUUCGGCGGAUUCGGCGUGGCCUACUCGAAACGGGUGCCCUGGGCGAGUCUUUCACUCUUCCACCUCGUAUUCAUGCUGCUCGCCGUCUCGAUAACCGUCGCGAGCACUUUGGUCACUCUGCUCAAGAUGAGACGGCUCGAAAAUCGGCUGAAAAGCUCCGAACGGACACUUUGCCUCGCCUCCUUCUACAUUUCCGCCGGUUUCCUCGCCGCCGCCCUCUUUCAGGCAAGUUUGCACGGAUUGUCCGGUUUGAGAGCAUUCACAAUUCCCAGAGCUACUUUGCGUUCUUCUUCGUGCCCGGCACGAACGUCGGAAUCUUCUAUUUCCUUCAAGGAUUCUCGUUCGACGUGCUCAACGUCGGCUCGCCCGUUGUGAUGCUGUCUCUGAGUGCUCAACUGAGAUAUCAUGUGAUUCCUGUGAGACGGCUGGCUCCACGCAAGACCACAGUGGUCUCAAUGACCUCGGGCACCAGAGUUUUAUAGAAUCACACCGUUUUUUUGCAAUAAAAUGUGACGGAACGCUGAGAGAAUUUGCAGAAGGACAGCAGUGAAGCGAGCAGAAAUCAGAAGAAGAAUCCCACACGUUUUUCCCCAAUUUUCCCACAAUUAUUUCCCAUAAUUCCUCUUCUGUUUCGAAUAUUGUCCGUUCACAACAUGAACGCCUCCUGCAACCCAGAUUUUCCCGUUUUUUGGGAGAAUCUGAAAUACAUCGGCCAAGUGUGCUAUUUCCUGCCCGCCGCUAUUGUCCAUCUCCGAAUUCUCGCGAUUCUCCUUCAUUUCCAUCGAGCAAUCUACAUGGUCCACUCGUUUUUCGUCCUUUUUUCUGUGGAUUGCAUUGCGGUACUCGCGUUUGUUCUAAAUUUCCGAAAAAAAACAAGUUUCAGAGUCUAACACUCAUCAUAAUCGACGUUUUUCUAGUCCGAAUAGCAAUUUACGUUCCGCAAGUGUGUCCGAUAUUGUAUGGCUACUUUUUCGAGCACACACUUGUACCCCAUUCCUCUUUUGUCGUGUACAAUUACAUGCGAGCCGCCAAGUCGGUCAUUCAAGUUUUUAUGACGGUUAAUCGAAUGACAUGCGUUGUUACGCCUUUGGAAUAUGCAAAAGUGAGUAAAAGGGCUUGUCGAGACGAGUAUAAGGGCUGGAAGCGUUGAUGGCCUAGGUUUUGCAAUAGGUGGCCUAGAAAACCAAAUUUGUCAAAAAUAGGCUCUCUUUUCGAGUUCAAAUUCGGAAUAAGCGUGUUAAGAGGGAGUGCUUUGGUAAACCACUUGCCCCAGAUGCCUAGCUUUUGCACCCAUGGCCUAGAAACCCAAUUUUCAACACAUAGGCCAAAUCUUACAGAACUGGCGUCGAUUCGUACCCUACUCGCUCGCUAUUAUCGUCUUCUCGCCGCUGCUCGUCAUUUGGAACGUGAUAAUAUCCAACGUCUACCCGAUUCCAGUGUUCGGCGGCUUCACGCUGACCUACACGAAACGGGUGCGAUGGGCGAGUCUGUCGCUGUUCCAGAUGAGCCUCAUGCUGCUCGCCGUCUCGAUAACCGUCGCGAGCACUUUGGUCACUCUGCUCAAGAUGAGACGGCUCGAAAAUCGGCUGAAAAGCUCCGAACGGACACUUUGCCUCGCCUCCUUCUACAUUUCCGCCGGUUUCCUCGCCGCCGCCCUCUUUCAGGCAAGUUUGCACGCAUUUGUACAAAGGCUCAUGAACUUUGCAUGUCCAUUUCAACUUUUAGCUAUUGUAGGCUCACAAAAAGACGUACCCCGAAAGUGUGACAAUAUGGGUAUCGAAACUUUCGAAAUCGCGCGGAGAACUCAAAAAACACCAACUCUUUUCAAUUCCAGUGCUGUUUCGCCUUCCUCAACACCACUUCCGCACUGGCUAUUGUCUACUUCCUUCAAUAUUUCGUAUCCGACGCGUUGAACGUCGGCUCGCCGCUCGUGAUGCUAUUGCUGAGCGCUCAAUUGAGAAAUCAUGUGAUUCGUGUGAAACGCUCGCCGGCCACGACGUCUACAAUAUCCGUUUCGUCGGCUGCGGCAAAGUGUAGCUAA